AUGCAGGACGUUUGUCUAUUCACAACACCCACAAAAAUUCAAUCUUUAGUUCUUCCAAGCGCAGUAAGGGACAGAAUGGACAUUUUGGGAGCCGCCGAGACGGGCAGUGGGAAGACUCUCGCAUUCAUAAUCCCUUUAAUAUGUCGUUUACUAGAGUUGAAAAGUUCUGGAGAUGAAGAAGGAUUUAAAGGACUGAUUCUUGCCCCAACUCGUGAACUUGCUCUUCAAAUAAAAAAACAGCUCGAUAUUUUUUUGAAUGCUUCAUUAGUGGGUGGACUAUCUCAACAAAAACAAGAGCGUCUUUUAACGAACCACCCAGACGUCAUUGUCGCGACUCCUGGUCGGUUUUGGGCUUUAAUGCGGUUAAAGUCAGUAGAUAGUUAUCUAUCCAAUUGGUCACAACUGCGAGUGGUUGUUGUUGACGAAACUGAUCGGAUGAUGGAAAAAGGACACUUCGAGGAACUUCAACAUAUACUUGAACAGGCCCCUAAAAAGCACCAGACUUUAAUAUUCUCAGCUACACUAACUUUUGUACACCAGCCACCUAAAAGGCUUGGAAUGCAGGUCUUGACACCUACCGCAAAAGACAAACUGAGUGAGUUGAAUGGUUCAGUCAAUGAUGCUAGCGUGCUAUAUUUUCUGAUUAGACAUCCAGGGCGUACAUUAAUUUUCACCAACUCUAUUGAUGCAUCUAGCAGACUUCAUAGUAUUCUUAAAAAAGUUCUAUCCAACCGUAUAAUUUUAAGACUGAAUGCGAAAAUGCUUCAAAGGAAGAGAUUGAUUAAUCUGGAAAAAUUCGCAGAAAGCGAAGAUGCAGUCCUGAUAGCAACUGAUGUCGCUGCACGUGGCCUUGAUAUUCCUAAUAUUCAGCACGUACUGCACUACCAGGUGUCAAAAACUGUUGAGUCGUAUGUCCAUCGAUCCGGCCGUACAGCAAGGGUUUCUCAGAAAGGUCUCACUGUGAUUAUAGUGGACCCUAAAGAUGUCCAGUUUUAUGCUAGAAUAUGCCAGAACUUAUAUCGAAAAGAGGACUUUCCUAUUUUUCCAAUGGAUAGACCAGAUUUGAUGGAUGCUGUAAAGGAACGAAUUAAAGCAGCUACUGCUGUUGAGUCGAUAGAAUUUCGCAUCAGCAAAGUAUGUGUCGUUUUGUUUUUGUAA
Messenger RNA from Enterobius vermicularis (human pinworm), 1158 nucleotides. The record is from the annotation of a GenBank genome assembly. NCBI's taxonomy places the organism in Eukaryota, Metazoa, Nematoda, Chromadorea, Rhabditida, Oxyuridae.